AUGGCUCGGGUCGUGAGAAGGGUCAUGUCAGCUUCGGCUCGGCGCGCGCCCAGUCGCGCUGUCAGGCGAGCUCGCAAGCAUAAGGUGAUCAUGGAGACGAUCACUCAAGAGAAGAAAAAACUGCGGAGCGUGAUCUGUUUCGAGGCGCAGGCGCCGAGUGGUUAUACGUUCAUCCCAGCGGGGAAUCCUCUUCUGACCACAUCUUGCAAGGAGCGGUGUCGAAAAGAUGGACUCCAGGUCUACGCAGUCUCGACCACACCUCAUAUGAGCACCCAUAACCUGUCCCAACAUGUCCAUAGAAUAGGGUAUCACUUCCCAAGUACAGUGGUUGCGGCGGCUUGCUCAGAGCUAGGCCUGUACCUUACGAGUGCUGGAAAAGCCGUGCCCUUCCACACACUGGGUGCUCUACAAGAAAAUCCCCCUGCAAACUCCGAGGUUGAUCAAAUUACAAUCAACACCGAAGCAAGAGAUGCAAUCAGGGAUCUCUUCCCUAACAUUCCUGAUAACGAUAUUAACCAAAUUAUCAAAACGGCUUUUCAAAAGGGUCAACGAAAAGUCGGCACAGCAUCCGAAUUGCCUUUGGCUCGCAGAGCCCAGCUGGCAGUGGUGGCACACAUUCGCCACCUCUACACUGAUUAUGAUCGCCUUUUGAAGCAGAAAUCCUUCCAUGAAGCUAGGUCGGAGGUCGAGCAAGUGACCCUGGCCAAGGUUAUCGCAUGGCGUGGGGACGAUGAGAAUGGCCAGACAGCCCUUGAGGACGUCUUCCGCGAGGUAAUCGUUAUUUCAGAUGACGAUGACAGCGAAACCGAAGAAGAAGAAGGGCUCGCGCCAGCCGGCACUAGGGACCACAAUGUGGAGAUCCUCUCCAGCAAUUCCCGGACCCACGAGAUUCAAACUCAACCCAUCAGUGCUGUGCAUGUCACAACCCAGGAUCCUUUGCGAGAGCAGUCCGAGGAAGCCCCGCCUGGGUUCCGGAUUGUCACCCGUGUGCCCGCCCGGAGUGCCAUCAACCGCCGUGGAUUCAACAGAUACCAAGCCUGGAACCGCGCCUUGAAUCGCUAUCGAGCUGAAGCCAAUGGUACUCAACAGGUCCCGAUCGGUGGUGUCACCUCCGGUGAAAAGCAGAGCCCGCAAUAUGGGAAUCGUCCUGUUGUUGUUCAUGAGAUGCCAGAUCCUAGACGCCGACAAGUUCCACUUUCGUCCAUGGAGAUUGUCCCCGAGAGCAGAGUUCUAGCAGUUUAUGCUGAAAAGCCUGGACAGCGAUUGCUAGCCAAUCCACCAACGGAUCCCCUGGCUGGGAAGAGCCACGUAGGUGCUCAAGAAAGACGUCCUCCUUUGGAGCCUCAGCCGAUGGUUGCCCAGUAUGAAUCCAGAGGGCGACCACCGCCACCACUAACCACCCAGAAACCACAUGAAAUUCGUCAUUUGGAAGUCAGACCCUAUCCUGCUGCUAAUACUGGCUACUCUCAGGGUAUAUCCUACCCGAACACGAGCACUCAUGCUCGGUCGGAGAGGUUCCCCAUAUCGCUCAACAAUGGAUCAAACGCGCCGGUGUUUGUGAGCGGGCCACAGGAACUACACCUAAACCGGGAGAGCCAAUUUGGACAUCGGACUGAUCUUCACAGCCCCUUUCAUCCCAGGACAGCACCAAGCCGUGAGGAUGCAAUCCCUUCAAUUGAAUUGAUGGACUCCUCGAGCCUUGCAGAAAAGCGCCAUGCAGAUGGCCGCCUAGUACACCUGACCAACAGGAUGUCGCUUCGUUCCGUAACCCCAGGUCAUUCACAGGGUGAGACGUCCCGGCAUGCCCAUGCCGUUGCCCCGGACAGCCCGGAUGAUCAGAGCUCCAAGAGGAGACGAUUGGCACACCAUGCCGCGAGCGCUGUAAACCCUCGCCUCAAUGACUGGAACACAAGACCCAUUGGAAAUCCAAUUCCCGAAGGACGGGGCCCAUACCGCCGCGAUGAGAUUGUCCUGCCGGAGCCUCAUUCGUCAGAUCGGUUCCACCUCCGUCGGGAGCCUCCCCCGCCUGCAGAGCAGCCUCUAGCCAUAGGACACCCGCGUCAGAGAAACCCUGCCCACUUGGUUCCGUCUCAAGCCACCUCGAAUGCCGGGCCCCCUCUAGACCGGACACAUAUUGCCGACCCGUAUGGGCCAGUUCCCAUGCAUACCCAGUCAGGCCAUCCUGGCUACAGUGGCACUGUCACCUCUAGUGAUCGGACUAUCGGGCCACCAACAGAUGCUACUUACGCGCAAGUCCGUCCAGCUUACUAUGAUGAUCGUAGUCCCCGUUUGGACCGUGUAUGGCCCACGAAGCCUGAAGAACAACGAUUGCCUGUUUGGACCUCUUAUGCUGAUGCCGGACACUCCGUGGUCCAUUCUGCUCCCUCCAACGGGAAGCUGUACGCCGACGACUUUGUUCGUCCUGUUGACUACCGCGAGGCUCGUCCAGCUCCAGUGGUUUACCACGUUCCGCGGCCGAGACACCAACAUAUCCCGCGUGUGGAAGAGGACCGUGGCCAUCCGGCACGGGCGAGGAUUUCCGACCCUCAUACCUGUCAAGAUCUACCUCACUCCCAGGGCCCCCCAGAAACCCGUCAUCCUCGAAGUCCACGGGUAGCUUUGGUCUCUCAUGACCAGGCACCUCGUCACCUCAAUGCCGGAUCUAGCCCGCGCGAAUCACACAGUAAACCCAGCGGCGCUUCUCGUGAUAGACGCCCUGGUAGCGGGCUUGGCGCGCCGCGACGCGUCCAUGACCCGCGGUCUUUCCAGAUGGUCGAGCAAAACCGCCCAAUUUAUGUGCAACGAGUCGAGUCGCAUCCCCCGUCGCAGUAUGCCGUCCCCGAUGGCCGGCCCAUUGUUAUUGUGGAUUGA
Messenger RNA from Penicillium subrubescens, 2871 nucleotides. Its product is annotated as DUF2293 domain-containing protein. The transcript has 5 exons. Lineage: Eukaryota; Fungi; Ascomycota; Eurotiomycetes; Eurotiales; Aspergillaceae. The record is from RefSeq and is a predicted model, not a curated record. Bases 1 to 2871 code for a protein of 956 amino acids.